GUUCUUCAAGAGAAGAUAAGGAAGGAAUUUAAAAAUGGCUGAUGUAGUUUUGACGUGUCGCAGUUCUGUGCGAUAUUCUUUAUUUUUGCUGGUAUUUCUCACAUCACUUCAGUCUUUGAAUUCAGAUAUCAUUCGGGCCUAUAGUGGAAAUGAUUUGCGUCAAGAAGAACGCUUUUACCCCACUGUUAUGAUUGCAACUUUGGUCCGAAAUAAAGCUCAUGUACUGCCUUAUUUUUUCGGACUAGUCGAGAAAUUGGACUAUCCCAAAGACCGCAUUUCACUUUGGAUCAGGUCCGACCAUAAUGAGGAUAAUUCCACCAGCAUGGUGUCGACAUGGAUCAAGGCGGUCGAACAUCUCUACAACAAUGUGGAGUUUGUGUACGAUGAUUCAUAUACAAAAUAUGAAGACGCAAAAAGCCCUUGCGAUUGGUCGGAUCAACGAUUCAAGCACGUCAUGCACCUGCGGGAUAAAGCUCUCCACGCAGCCAGGCUUCAGUGGGCAGACUACCUGUUUAUGAUAGAUGCUGAUGUUCUGCUGGAAAACCCCAAGGUUCUCAAGAUAUUGAUGCAGCAGAAGCAGACAUUGGUGGCCCCGAUGCUGACCACCGAGAUACCUGACUCAUCUUACUCCAACUUCUGGGGUGCCAUGGACGACCACGGGUUCUACAAGAGAGUGCCAGAGUAUUUCAAGGUGCUGGAACGCGAGACAACAGGCAUUUUCCAGGUGCCAAUGAUAUACACGGCCUUCCUGUUGGACAUGAGGGAUAAACGCACAGCUCUGCUGUCUUACAUUCCACCAGUGGGUUAUAACAGAGCCAUCGAUGACAUAAUCGUCUUUGCUUUUUCUGCUAAAAUGGCGGAAAUACCGAUGCACGUGGUGAACACGGAGCAUUUUGGUCUGAUGAACGUUCCGCUCGAGGCGAGGCAUAGCCUGGCUAUCGAGAGGGAGCAGUUUCAGUUCACACGCGUGCAGUCACUUGAUGAUGCCAAUCCAGAUAUGGGGCCAGGUGUUGAUUACAUCAUUGAAGGACGUGGCCUGGUGCCCUCUCCCCAUCUUACAGCCCCACUGGUUCCCAAGGACAAACUGGGAUUUGAUAAGGUGUACAUGAUCAACCUUGAGAGAAGGUCAGAGCGCCGUGUACGCAUGCUUCACGUCUUUGAUAUCCUGGGCAUAGAGGCGGAACUAAUACCAGCUGUCGAUGGAAAACAUCUCAACGAUACAUAUCUUUACAAGGACCUGCAAAUCAGCGUCGUACCAGGGUUUACAGAUCCUUACGGUGGAAGGCCGAUGACAAUGGGUGAGAUAGGCUGCUUCCUCAGCCACUACAACAUCUGGCAGGACGUGGUCGCCAAGGGAUACGAGCAGGUCGUGGUGUUCGAGGAUGAUCUCAAGUUUGAGCCUUACUUCCGCACAAAACUGGCCUUCAUCAUGAGGACUGUGAAGGAGAGGGUGCCCAACUGGGAUCUCAUAUAUUUGGGUCGUAAGCGGCUCAAUCGCAAGGACGAGGUGCUGCUGGAGGGAACAGAGAGCCUCGUGUGGCCCAGCUACUCCUACUGGACCCUUAGUUAUCUCCUCUCUGGGCGCGGUGCCCGGAAACUGCUCGCCCAGGAGCCGCUCCAGAAGCUACUUCCUGUGGACGAGUACCUGCCCGUCAUGUUCAAUAAACAUCCCGAGGCUUCUUGGAAGGAACCCUUUCAUCCUCGAAAUUUGAUCGCACUUUCCUCUGAACCGCUGCUCAUUUUCCCUACCCACUAUCUUGGGGAGCCUAAUUACAUCUCGGACACUGAGUAUUCUGAGCUCAUCACAGAGAAAACCAACCACAACACAGCUGAAGAACCCCAGAAUGCACCUGUACAUGAAAUAAACACAAACAAGCACUUUGGGGCCAAAGAAGAAAAGGGUCCAAAGGGAAAUGAAAUGAAAGUAACAAGUCAUUUUCAAGAUGAGUUUUAAUGGGUUUGAUUCCCAACUGUUGCAGUAUUCUCUUAGGGAAAACUCGGAGCAUGGAUUUUAUGUGAUAUUUGUCUAAAUAUAUGAGAUUAAAGUAUUCAUAGUUGUCAAAUAUGUUGCCAAAUCAUGUUGCAAUGGAAAUUAUUAGUGAUACCAUUCAGCCAAAAUAAAAGGUUGCUAUGAUUUUGUUUGUAAGGAAUCUUAAAAAUUGUUUGAGAUAUGCUAUCUUUUGUUAAUAUUUGCUUGAAUGUAGAUGCAUUUAUAAAGAAAUAUUAUGGGUUUUUUUAUUGUUGCCAAAUAAUGUUAUGCAUUUAAAAAUAGUUUAGAUGUAGCUUUCAGCCAGAAAAUUAGGCUGUAGCUUGCAGGGUAGUAAAUUUGAAAGAAUCUAAUUAAAAAAAUAAUUGUUGUGAGCACAGCUGGAUAUGUUGUAUUACGAGUUUGUUGUAUUAAUUUUAAAAAUCAAAUUAACAUCUGUUUUAUCGAUAGCUUUAAGCCUAACUUAUUUAUAUCCAUUUUUAUCCCCACGCUUUCCUGAGAAGAGUGGAGAUUAUGUGGUUAUCUCCGCCGUCUGUCCAUCCUGGCCACUAUCUCCUCCUACACUUUUAGCACUAGAAACUUGAAACUUACACACAUGGAAGCUAUGAGCAUAUGUGUGACAGUGCACUAUUUGGAAUUUUGAUCUGACUCCUGGGUCAAAAGUCAUAAGGGGUUUGGCUGGGGCCGGGUCAGAGAUUUUCACUCAUUUUUCUAACAACAUGCAGUGUGGGGAUACGCAUCGGCCUUUGUCACGCCAUUUCUAGUUUUGUUUGUAAUUGUCUCAAUAUAUUAAUGAACUCAGAUCUUGAAAUCCUCUAUAAUAUGUCCCUUUCUUCAUGAAUUUCAUUAUUAACAGUAUUAUGUAUUGAGCCCGGAGUGCUUGAGAUUAUUUUUAUGAGUGGAAUAUAGAAGUUAGUCCGUCUGUCAGUCUGUCCGUUUUGUAUUCCGUUACCGGAGUUUUUUCCCUUGAUGCUUCGAGAUAUUUACCCUAUUUUUGGUAUAUGAGUCUUACUGCAUGAGUUACAGAUUAAGUUUGAGUUUCAUGAGGGUCAAUUGAUUUUUGGCGUAGUUUUGGGCCUUGGACUUAGACAAUUCCUCUACAAUAACAGUUUUUUUUAACCUUUUUUGCUAAACACUUGCAGAUAUUUACCAGAGUUUUGGUGUUUAAGUCAAACUACAUGUCUUGAAGUUCAAGUGUGCAUUGUGUUUCACUCCAUCGAUUUUUUACUAAGAAACUGGCCUUGGACUUGGGAAUUUUGUUUUAAACUUUUCCGGAUUCCUUUUCUGAAAUGCUUUUAGAUACUGACCUUAUUUUAAUUGUUUGAGAAGACCUACAUGACCUUAAGAUCAUGUUCAAAUUUUUGUUCUAGUCCAUUGAAGUUUGAGGAAGUUACAGGCCUUGGCCAUUUUCUCUAAAAUGACACUUUUUCGGAUUUUUUUUUCAUAGUGUUAUCAGAUAUUAGUCUGAUGUUUGGUGUGAAAGUCCACCGGCAUGACUUUCAGAUCAAGAUUUAGUUGUUUUUACAUAUGUGGAGUUUUGGGACAAAUGUGGAAAGAGUGGGCAUCUGUGCCAUAUGGACACCUUGUUUAAAACUGAAUUCUGCUGGAAUUUUGAUGUGUUUGCUUGGCCAUUCAGUUAUUAAAGUCGCGGUCUAUAUUCUUGCUGCUAUAUAUAAUAAUGUUGACAAGUAUAAAAUAGGCAUUAUGUUCAGGCAAUUGUAUGUAAGAUUAAGGCUCAUUGGGUCAUUGUUGACCUGAAAUGGCUUGAAGUCACUCGGUCGGCUUGAAGUCACCCCAGGGUGGCAUGAAUAGGCUUGAAGUCACCCUAGGUGACAAGAAUUGGCUUCUAGUCACCCCCCGGGUGACUUGUGGGCCAUUUCAGGUCAACAAUGACCCAAUGAGCAAGAUUUAGUACUUAGGUUUUUUUUGGUCCUCAAAAUGAACUUUUUUUUAACUGCUCAUAAAGAUACAGUGUUGUGAAUCAGUUUUUGCUUUAUGUACCAUUAUUGAGAGCAUUGUACAAGCUUUUUGAUACCGGCUGAGAAGUUCAUCUCUGUUUCAAAGUUUUCAUUCUAUCCCCUGUUUGAAUGAUUGCUGAUUUUUCAUGAAAUAUUGGAUGUUUGUGACUGGAUACGUGUGAAAAAUUCAUGAGAAUAAUUGAAAGGUUUCAAAUACGAAUGUUUUUUUUAUAUAUGAAAGGCUUGGUAUAUUAGUCAUAUAUGAGUGUUAUAUUAACUUAUCGAUUUUAUGUUCUGUUAACCCUUAACCACUUAGAAACGUAUUUUGACGCAUUUGUGGUCCCUUUUAAAGUUAAAUAUAAUUAAAGACAUUUCCUACUAUAUUCAAGUUUUAAAGGCUUCAUUUCCAACCCUUAGAUACUGAUGAGCAUCAGACAGCAUCAAACCUGAACAGGCUGUUACCCGCAUGCUGUUCUGUUUUUAUGCUGUUUGCACAUUGCCAUUUUCACUUCGCUUCUGAGUGGGAAAGGGUUAACAGCUAAUCCAUGUCAUGUGCAAGUGUUGGGAAGUUGCUAUGUAUUAGAAUCUCUUAGUGUCUGUUCGUGUAUGUUUGUAUGAAUGCACAUGCUUGGGCGCGUGUGUGUUUGCAAGCAGAUUGUGCUUUGCAAUUUUUACUACCCAUGUAUCUGUAACUGAUUAUGCAAUCUUGUUAUUAUUGUAACAUGCAUAUAGCUUUGAUGCAUGCUUAAUGUGCACCUUGCUAUCUAGUCAUAAUCUUCAAUACUUGUUUGUUCCAGCUGAUAUGAGCUGAUUUUUUGUUGUUGUUGUUUUUUGUGGGUUUAUUUGUUUUUUGUUCAGACAAUCUUGAAAUAAGCUUUGACCUUCAUAUUUUAAGCAGUGAUGCUUUGAAUAUCUUUAAAAAUCUCACAUUUUUAUUGGUGUGUUUUUUGUAUGGAGAAUGAAAAUUCUAACUAGAAAUUCAACAUAUGAAAACGCAGUUUCAUAAUGGAACAAUAAUGUAAAGCAAAUGUUUAUUAAUGAAUGAUGAACCAAAACAAGCACUUUUUUCUCAAAGAGGCAAAGGUUCCACAGGUUGAAAUCAAACUGACAUAGUAACAUUUACUCUAAGUAGUUAAUAAAAAUGUCCUUAGAUCUUGAUUAUGUUGAUGACAAAAUACUUAACCCUUUCCCUCUUUGAAGCUAAUUUAAAAUGUCUAUGUGCAAACAGCAUAAAACCAGAAAAGCCUGCGAGUUACUUGCAGUCUGUUCAGGUUUUAUACUUUUUGCUGCUCAUCAGUAUCUAAGGUUUGGAGAUGAAGCCUUUAAAACUUGAAUCUGGUAAGAAAGGUCUUUGAUUUAAUUUAACUUUCUAUGGGACUACAUGCAUCACAAUGGGUAUCUAAGUGUUGAAGGGUUAAAUACGUAUCUAAGUUGUGAAGGAUUAAAUACAUAUCUAAGUGGUAAAGGGUUAAAUACGUAUCUAAGUGGUGAAGGAUUAAAUACAUAUCUAAAUGGUAAAGGGUUAAAUACGUGUCUAAGUGGUGAAGGAUUAAAUACAUAUCUAAGUGGUAAAGGGUUAAAAUAUGUGUCUAAGUGGUGAAGGAUUAAAUACAUAUCUAAGUGGUAAAGGGUUAAAAUACGUGUCUAAGUGGUAAAGGAUUAAAUACAUAUCUAAGUGGUAAAGGGUUAAAUAUGUGUCUAAGUGGUAAAGGGUAAAAUACGUGUAUAAGUGGUCAAGGGUUAAAUACCUGUCUAAGUGGUAGAGGGUUUAAUACGUAUCUAAGUGGUAAAGGGUUUAAUACAUAUUUAAGUGGUAAAGGGUUUAAUACGUAUCUAAGUGGUGAAGGGUUAAAUACGUGUCUAAGUGGUAGAGGGUUAAAUACGUAUCUAAGUGGUGAAGGGUUAAAUACGUGUCUAAGUGGUAGAGGGUUAAAUACGUAUCUAAGUGGUAAAGGGUUAAAUAUGUGUCUUAGUGGUGAAGGAUUAAAUACGUAUCUUAAGUGGUGAAGGGUUAAAUACGUGUCUAAGUGGUAGAGGGUUAAAUACGUAUCUAAGUGGUAAAGGGUUAAAUACGUGUCUUAGUGGUGAAGGAUUAAAUACGUAUCUAAGUGGUAAAGGGUUAAAUACGUAUCUAAGUGGUAAAGGGUUAAAUACGUAUCUAAGUGGUAAAGGGUUAAGUGAUCAGUUGUCUUUCACAUGGUAUGACGACAUGUUUCAGCUUAUGAAAGAAAAAUGUCUUUCAAUUUCCAAUUUAACUUGAGAAGAAAACAAUAACUAAUCCACAAAAUAUCCAUUUGAAUAGAAAAAUCUUUUUUGAAGUUGUUUUUUUUGUAUCUCAUACAUGUAUCGCCAUACUUGUCAUUGUCAGGGUUUUAUUUUUAUAGUGGGUUAGUAGGACACUCACAUGUUUGCUUAAUUAAUUGUUAUUUAAUUUGUAGUUAUUGUUUUAUUGAUAAUGAUGGUGCUAGCAUUGAAUUAGGAAUGACAUUGACAUUUUAUUGUGGUCAGGAUUGUUUGAAAUCAUUUUUGAAAAUUAUUUUUUUAUAGGUUUUGUGUAAAUGUUCUAUAUAGUGUAAACAAAUAUGUUUAGUACAGCAAUAACUUGAUGUGUUCAGUCUAUUGCAUUAUUUUUAUUUUAAUAUCCUGUUUAUGCUGUCAAUUUAUGCAAAAUUUGCCCUUGUCUUACAGUUCUUUCUUUAGUCCGUCCCUGUUUUUUUUUUUAUUGCAUAUCUCAAUCAGUAUUGGUGCUUGGCAGAUUAAACUUUACAAACAUUAACCAUCAUGUGUACUUAAACACCUCCAUAUUUUGGUUGGGAUAUUUUCCAUAUAACUGAAGUUAUUUUUUUUUUCAAAAAUAUUGAUAACUGUGAACAUGUUCCUUAAGAAAUGUAUGCAUAAAGGCCAUUGCCAGGUUUAUGUUGGCCAGCAAUACCAGUCAUGCAAGGAUUUGAGAUCUCUUAAAACUGGACAGCAUAGCUCUUGACCAGUCAUUCAAGGUUUUAACAUUUAAGAUCUCAUAUUUCUGGACAGCAUAGAUCUUUACCAGUCAGUGCAAUGCGCAUGCUGGUCUGGGGUUACUCUUGCUGCAGAUUGCAUACGACCCAUUUCCGCAUGUCGUGGGUCAUAUAGAUUGUCAUAAUUAUGUUCAGGCUAAAAUAUUGGAAAUACUGCAAAAACAUAGGAAAGAUCAUGUGUUUUGCUAUUGCCCAGCUAGAGCUGUUCUAUCUGAAGACUUAUAACUUUUCUUUAGUGUUUAUAUAGCUUAUGCAGUUUACUUUUCAAAGCCCUACUCACCUAGAAUAAUAUUGCAUUUCUAGGAAUCAUUUCAUCUUUGAGACCUAAGUGCAUAAAAAAAUAAUAAAAAUCAGGCAAAUAAUAACUAUAUAGAAAUUUCAGCUGGUAUUGAUUUUCUGGUGAUGGCUGUGAUGUCAUUCGAUUAGGUAUACAGCUACUAUGUUUGUAGCAAGCAUACGGGGAAAGAUCCACCAAGGUCUAUAUUUAUUUAUUGUUUGAUAAUAUACCAACUGAAAUGAAUUUCUUGCAAACCAAACAACAUUUGUUUUAUAAAAAAACAUUGUCUUGAUCCUCUUUCAAAAUUCAUAGCAUUUAUUAUUGGUUGGCUAGGGUUUUAAGGCAUAUAUAUCAAAUGAAAAUCAAGCAUUUUGUGUGCAUCAAGUUUAUGUGGGAUGUUAUAUGCGCAUAGUCAGCUUCUCAAAAGUUAUUUUAGCCUCAUUCUGUGAAAACUGCGCCUGCGCAUUAAGUGUCGGCCCGGAUAUCCUCAUAAAGUCUAGUGCCAUAUUAGCCUGUAGAGUCGGCACAGGGGUAUUUUGGACGAGACUUUCUGCUUUUAUGGAAAUGUUUGUUUGACGAAAGUCUCAUCUAAAUGAAAAUCCAGUCUAGGCCAAAACUGUCUUCCCUGAUAAGCCUGUACGUAUUACACAGGCUAAUCUGGGAAACACGUUAACCCUUUGCAUGCUGGGAAAUUUGUCGUCUGCUAAAAUGUCGUCUGCAUAAUUUCUAAAACUAGCAUUUUCUUCUAUUUUUUUUAAAGAAUACUCUCAGAAUAGCAAACAGUUUGGAUCCUGAUGAGACGCCACGUUCUGUGGCAUCUACUCUGGAUCCAAACUGUUUGCAAAGGCCUUUAAAAUUCGGUUCCCGCACUGAAAGGGUUAAGAACAUGCCAUGCAUGAAACCUAGGUUUACCGGAACAUUUAUACUUGUUUUCUAAAUUGUGUAAAUUUUAUACUGUGUCAGUGAUUGCAAAAUAAAAUUAAAAUUAAACUGCAUAAA
Dreissena polymorpha is the source of this 8235-nucleotide messenger RNA. RefSeq names its product glycosyltransferase 25 family member-like. Gene Ontology annotation, molecular function: procollagen galactosyltransferase activity. Lineage: Eukaryota; Metazoa; Mollusca; Bivalvia; Myida; Dreissenidae. The record is from RefSeq and is a predicted model, not a curated record. The coding region runs from base 35 to 1954 and encodes 639 amino acids. The transcript has 14 exons.